AGUUGUUUGGUUUGGCGUUUAAUAUUUAGAUAUUUUGGCCGAAACGAAUCUGUAAAUAUCUUAGAAAUAAUAAGAUGUUCAUGAAAUUCCCACUUUUAAAGUGAAAGCCAAAGACCUUAAGCGGUCUAUGUGAACAGUAUUUUAAAAGUAGGCCAUUUGGAGUCUAACGGAUUUGGUUACCGGGAUUCAGUGAAGUGUUCAUUUUGAAGUGUUGAAUUAAUGAUAGAAGCAGUUAGUGGACAUGGCAGAAAAUGAUGAUUAUUUAGAUACGAUUGACAACAAUCACUUAGACGGGACCAACGGAUCCCUAAACAUGACUGACAAUAGUCUUGGGGGUGGUGAUGAAGCGGCCGGUAGUGAGGUACCAGAUUUAGCGGCAAUCAAAGCCCGUGUUCGGGAAAUGGAAGAGGAAGCCGAAAAACUAAAACAGAUGCAAACUGAAGUUGACAAGCAGAUGAGUAUGGGUAGCCCACCGGGACUUACAAGUCCAUUAAACAUGUCUAUCGAGGAGAAGAUAGAGGCAGACAACAGAUCAGUGUAUGUCGGCAAUGUCGACUACGGCGCCACCGCCGAAGAGCUAGAGCAGCAUUUCCACGGAUGUGGAUCUAUUAAUAGGGUUACGAUAUUAUGUAAUAAGUUUGAUGGCCAUCCUAAGGGAUUUGCCUACAUAGAAUUUGGUGACAAAGACAGCGUACAGACAGCAAUGGCUAUGGACGAGUCGUUAUUUAGAGGGCGGCAAAUAAAGGUGAUGCCCAAGCGUACGAACAAGCCUGGCUUGUCAACGACGAACCGGCCGCCGCGCGCCAUGCGGGGCCGCGGUCGCUCGUUCCGCGGAGGCUUCUCACCGUACUACUCGGGCUACCGGCCCGUACGCCGCGGCAGGUACAAUCCAUAUUAACACUGUCUACAUCUUCAACUUCUGUGGUUUUUAUUCUGUUACAUAAUUUGCAACUGUUAUAGUGUCAUUAAAAAAUCUUGUGAACAACACAUGUCAGUGUGUUGUAGCUUUGCUGUCAUUGUAUUAAAAGUAAAAAAUGUCUUUGUAUGAGCCUUU
This is a messenger RNA of Spodoptera exigua (beet armyworm), 1054 nucleotides long. The record is from the annotation of a GenBank genome assembly. NCBI's taxonomy places the organism in Eukaryota, Metazoa, Arthropoda, Insecta, Lepidoptera, Noctuidae.